AUGCUGUCCAAGGCUGUGAGAGAGUCAACCGAACUAUUGGAAUCCUAUUGUUGUCCUCGGUACGGCCGACCAUUUUCUUCUCAAUGCAAAGCGUUGGACUUGCUGUGGGAUCAGCAGGACAUCUCAACAAACGCCACCGAGUUCACCGGUAUCGCUCGCUGCCGAGUAUAUUGGUAUUACUCCGUAUAUGACAGCUUCCUCUCUCGGCGAAUGGCUUUUGAGACAUCUAACAUUGUGACGUGCAAGGGCAGCUGGCAAGGUAUUAUAUUUAGGCUGGCCAGGGUGAUGCUUGUGCUGCUGCGCCUGGCUCUUCAGCCAACAAGCAAACACAACCCGGAAGCUGUUCAAUUCAGAGCUACCUACAGCAGCACGGCUAGUUACAUCCCACGGGGAAACUUGACUGAUAUGCCUGAAAUGAGAGACAUACAUGGACAGUCUUACUUGCACUGCCGCGAGGGUACGCGGUGCUUGUUCGCUCAAUUAUACUCCGUACUUCGUAGUAAAACACACGGAUAG
Molecule: messenger RNA, 516 nt
Organism: Nannizzia gypsea CBS 118893
Lineage: Eukaryota; Fungi; Ascomycota; Eurotiomycetes; Onygenales; Arthrodermataceae
Exons: 2
Coding region: 1-516 (171 amino acids)
Source: RefSeq, a predicted model, not a curated record